Musca domestica (house fly) is the source of this 1913-nucleotide messenger RNA. It is a transcript of the gene Ing3, whose product is annotated as inhibitor of growth protein 3. NCBI's taxonomy places the organism in Eukaryota, Metazoa, Arthropoda, Insecta, Diptera, Muscidae. Gene Ontology annotation, biological process: regulation of DNA-templated transcription. The transcript is spliced from 4 exons. The record is from RefSeq and is a predicted model, not a curated record. Bases 152 to 1777 code for a protein of 541 amino acids. Gene Ontology annotation, cellular component: NuA4 histone acetyltransferase complex.
CUUUGAACAGAACAGAAUUGACAUUUGGGCUGAAGGUACUCUUUUUCUGGUGGAAAAUAUAUUAAACAUUUUGUUUAUAAACAAUAACAAAGAUAAAUAAAUUCGUAGAUUUUAUUUGUAAAAUUUCCUGCUUCAGACAAGCUUGAAAAAGAUGUUGUAUUUAGAGGAUUAUUUGGAAAUGAUUGAGCAUUUGCCUCAGGAGCUGCGAGAUCGUUUUACCGAAAUGAGAGAACUGGAUUUAACCGUGCAAAAUAACAUGGAUUCCCUGGAGAAGAAAACCCGCGCCUUCUUUAUGCAAUGCAAACGUGGUGAGCUGCAAGAUGAAGCUGCCGACAGUGAGUACCAGAAUCUGCGAAAGGAGUACUAUAAAGUCCUGGAGGAUGCCGAUGAGAAAGUCACCAUAGCUACACAAAUCCAUGAACUGGUUGAAAGGUAUCUGCGACGCUUGGACAGUGAACUGUUCAAGUUUAAAUGUGAACUUGAGGCUGACAAUAAUGGUAUCACAGAGAUUUUGGAAAAACGUUCCUUAGAAAUGGAUGGCGGCAGUAGUGCUGCCACAGCACUGCUCAGUGUUACAGGUCUAAAUCAAAAAGAGAACAGAUACUAUGGCGGUUUGGGGGCCGCUGUUGCUCCAUCUAGCAGCAGUAGCCACAAUGCAGUUAUGGGCGGUGCCGGCUUGGGCAUGGGUGGCAUAACGGUGCCAGCAACACCCACAGGAGCAACAAAGGAUAAUCGUUAUCGUACACCAAAGCCCGAAAAGCGACGUGACUCCACAUCAACUCUACAGAAUGCCGUUCCGGAAAAGAGAGCUAAUUUGGGUAAUAGCCUCACACCUGCUGGAACACCUCCCGUUGCUGUGGUCAGACCUAUAACUCCGAGUAUUGGUGCAGUGCUUAAUGCUGCAGCUGGAUCAGUGGGAACACCUUCUCCGGUCACAUAUAAUCUCCAGCAGAUUGGUGGUUCAGCUACAACGGCAAUAGCUGCGGCUGCUACACAAGCUAUUGUGGCAACACAGCAAAUGCAGCAAGGGCGUAGAUCGGCCAGCAUGAAAGCCAGUUAUGAGGCCAUACAUGGUGCCGGUGGUGGUCCUACAGAGUUUUGGAUUAGCCGCGACAUUUCAAAUCCCACUGCUACUGCCUCCGCUCUAGGGCUGGCCAGUAACUCAACUGAAAAGUCAAAGAAGAAAUAUACGUCGAAGAAAUUAAAUUCAAACUUAUCGCACAACAUAAGCACUCCAAAUACAACAACAGCAGCCAGUGCUGGGGCCCUUAGUUUGGCUUCAUCCUCUUCAUCUCUUAGUGUAGAUUCUGUGGAUAUGUUGGCAGCAUCGGCGCCCACAAAUUUAAAUGUUCCAUCACUGAUACCUGCAGGACAACAUGUUACUGCCUCAUCCAGCAAUUCAUUGGCUGCUGCAUCAAGUUCAUCAGCAGCUGGCAGCAGUCGACAAGCACUUAGUUCGACGUCAUCAACUGCCUCUGCUUCCACUUCAUCGUCCACAUCAACAGCCCUUACUCCGGGCUCUAAUAUUACUCUCAAUGAAAAUGGCAUGGUUGUGGAACAAACACCAGACGGCGAAUGGUCCUACGAUCCAAAUGAACCACGUUAUUGUACAUGUAAUCAAGUGUCAUAUGGCGAUAUGGUGGCCUGUGACAAUGAUGCAUGUCCCUAUGAAUGGUUUCAUUAUCCUUGUGUUGGUAUAACACAACCACCCAAGGGCAAAUGGUAUUGUCCCAAGUGUACGGCAUCAAUGCGUAGGCGGGGUAAUCGUAAAAACUAAAGAGAUGUGGAAAGUAUUUGGAUGUAUACAGCUUUGCAGUGUUGCUGGCUAGCGUUUCCUGGUAUUUAAUUAUGUGUUUGAAAUUAUGAAAAAUCCAGGAGUUCUAAUGAAUGAAUAAAAUGAAUUCACACUGAAA